AUGCAAUUCGUGGCCGCCGCUUUGCUCUUAAACAUUAAUCCAGAGGUGGUUGUGAAGGACGACGACGAAGAGGUCGAGAUGGUCUAUCUAGACUGUGAUUUCCCCAAAGGGCAGGAGGAGGACAGUGGUUUCUCCAGACGACCGUCGCUGUCCUGUGACGGUCUGGUUUGCAUGCCCGUGCCAGGCUGGAUCAACGUUUUGAAUCCUUCCACCGAAGAUAACCAACGUCCUCGACGACGAAGGGGUUUUGAAGUGUUUCCUGGAUACUGGAGGAUGGGAUUCGGUAGGGACAUAGUUAACGGGAGCUAUAAGGUAGUGAGGAUGUGCUUGGAGCCUAACUAUAGUUACUGCGAGAUUCUUGAUAUUAACAUUGGGGUAUGGAGGAGACUGAAGAGUAAGCCUCUUUUCUAUGUGGGAGAGAGAUUGAAGUCGGCGUUUGUGAAUGGAUCCAUCUACUGGUUAGAAGUAGAUUGUUAUGACAAGACUCAGAAGAUACUUGCGUUGGAUCUGCACACUGAAGAGUUUCGUAGCGUAAAGACACCGCCUCGGUUCUGCAAGUCAGGGCAGAUAGCUAACCUCGAAGACCGUCUAGUCGUAGCCGCAAAGGAUAUUGGGGAGCCUGGUUUUAGGGUUUUGCAUAUGGAGAAUGGAUGCACGAGAUGA
This is a messenger RNA of Brassica napus (rape), 663 nucleotides long. RefSeq names its product F-box/kelch-repeat protein At2g43270-like. The record is from RefSeq and is a predicted model, not a curated record. The transcript is spliced from 2 exons. The coding region runs from base 1 to 663 and encodes 220 amino acids. Lineage: Eukaryota; Viridiplantae; Streptophyta; Magnoliopsida; Brassicales; Brassicaceae.